Adelges cooleyi (spruce gall adelgid) is the source of this 3239-nucleotide messenger RNA. It is a transcript of the gene Vps11, whose product is annotated as vacuolar protein sorting-associated protein 11 homolog. The record is from RefSeq and is a predicted model, not a curated record. Gene Ontology annotation, molecular function: protein binding; protein-macromolecule adaptor activity. Bases 205 to 3153 code for a protein of 982 amino acids. Gene Ontology annotation, biological process: endosome organization; vesicle-mediated transport; vacuole organization. Lineage: Eukaryota; Metazoa; Arthropoda; Insecta; Hemiptera; Adelgidae. The transcript has 17 exons. Gene Ontology annotation, cellular component: endosome; HOPS complex.
GCAAUGCCUCCUCGCAAGGUCGCCGGUUCGAAACCCCUAUGAGAGUCUAAAACUUUUUAAAACUUUUUAACGAUAAACAUAAAAGAUAAGUACGCUCAUAGCUCAUGCCUCAUAUGCUCUUGAAUUACACCCAGUCAGGUAAAUGGCCGACUUUUCUUAUCAAAGUGCCCGUUGUUGUAAUAUAUAUCUGUGGAUGAUACAACGAUGUUAUCAAUUAUUAUUAUUAUCACGUGGCGUAGAUUCAAUUUCUUUGAUAUUAACCAUAAUGCAGAUUCUAAGCGGAUAUCUCAAGCAAUUAGUAACUCUAAAAUAGUGGCUACAAGUAGUGGACAUGGCCAUUUAGUGAUUUGUGAUGUGGAUGGACUUGUGUAUUUGGUUACUCGAACAUUUAUUGUAACUGCAUUUCGAGCUUAUCAAUCAACUGUACUUCUUUCUACACAACUUCAGUAUAGCAAUUUGUUAGUUACAAUAGGUGAGGAUGAAUCGAAUACAAAUGCUAUACUUAAAGUAUGGGACUUGGAAAGGCGCGAUCGCCAAACUAAUCCAACAUGCGUGCGCACUACAAAAUUACCAAAAACUGAAAAACCUACUACAUUAUGUGUGACUGACAAUCGUUUGUUGAUGGCUGUGGGGUUUUUGGACGGGUCUAUAGCAUUAUAUAGAGGAGAUUUAUCUAGAGACCGAAGUUCGAAACCAAAGAUGUUAAAAGAAUUAGGUCAAGAAAUAACAGGAAUGGCUUUUAAAUGUGUAUCUAAAGAUCAAUGGUUUCUCUUUGUUUCUACUGCCACAUCUGUGCAGCAAUUCAAUGUUACUUCCAAAGAUUUUCACCCUAUGACAGUUUUAGAUGCGGUUGGUUGUGAUCAUAAAUGCUCAGUACUAGUGAAUGGCCCUGAUAGUCAUUUUAUGAUUGCUAAAGAGGAUGCAAUAUAUUGUUAUACCGUUGACAGCCGUGGUCCAUGCUAUGUUGUAGGCGGCCAAAAAAUCAUUAUUCAAUGGUUUCGUGGUUACCUAAUUAUAGUUUCUAAGGAGAAAGGAAAAUCUCUUAACACAAUUACAGUGUCUACUACUACAAGGCAUUUGGAUGCAGUUGAGUUGGUGUCUAUCACUGUAUUAGAUAUUCAAAACAAAUUCAUCGUAUUUAAUACAACUUUGCGUGAAAUAGUAUCAGUUCUGCCCGAGUGGGGAUCAUUGUAUAUUUUAACAGCUGAAGGAAGCCUUUCUCAAUUGGUUGAAAAAGAUUUACAAUCAAAAUUGUCUGUACUAUUCAAAAAAAAUCUGUAUGACGUAGCUGUGCGUAUGGCAAAAAGUCAGCAAUAUGACUCUCAGGCAUUAAUUGAUAUAUUUCGUCAGUAUGGUGAUCAUUUGUAUGCUAAAGGCGACCAUAGUGGUGCUGUAGAACAGUAUGUUAAAACAAUUGGAAAACUUGAACCAUCUUAUGUUAUAAAAAAGUUUUUAGAUUCUCAAUACAUUGAUAGUUUAACUACCUAUUUGCAUGCUUUACAUAAAUCUGGAAAUGCUACCAAAGACCAUACUACACUAUUGUUUAAUUGUUACUCAAAACUGAAUAAUCUUGACAAACUACAAGAAUUCAUAUUGACAAAAAACGAUAAUAUUGAUUUUGAUGUAGAUGUAGCUAUAAAAGUUUGUAGGCAAUCUUCUCCAGAAAAUGCACUUGCAUUAGCUGAAAAGCAUGGUAGACAUUCACUGUAUAUAAAAAUACUUUUAGAUGAUCGCCAUGAAUAUGCUGCAGCUUUGGAAUAUGUUGAAAAACUCACUAUUCAAGAAUCCAUUCAAGUUAUUAAACAUUAUAGUAAUGUAUUUAUGCAAAAUGUUCCUAUGGACACAGUCAACUUCUUGAAAAAACUGUGUUCCGCUUGUUAUUCCAACAUAAAUGCAGGUAAUUCAGAGAACUCAGCUCAUCCUGAAGAUUUCAUUUAUUUAUUAUUGGACGAUUCUCUAUGUUUAGUUGAAUUUUUAGACCAUUUUUUAAAUUUUUUAAGUAAAUGGUCUUCUUCAUUACUGAACACUUACAUUGAACACAGUUUAGUUGUAUGGAAAAAUGAGAAAAACUCUGAUAAACGUAAUGAAAUUGAAAAGAAAAUUAUAAAUACUCUAGAAUCUGCUGAUGUUAUGAAGUGCGAUGAUUAUUAUCAAAUGUUAAUUUUAGUAUUGUCAUUCGAGUUUAAACCAGCUGUAGUAUAUAUUUAUGAACAUAAUAAACAGUAUUCAAAAUUAGUUCGCUAUUAUUUAUCUUUGAAUGAUUACAAUGGUGCAAUAGCAUGUUGUAGAAAAUAUGGACAUAUUGAACCAAAACUAUGGAUAAUAGCAUUCACUACAGCCACAGAAGAUGACAAUUUUCCACCUUCUAUGUUAGAAGAAUUAUUAAAAGAAAUUGAAACUAAGUCUCUCCUAUCGGCACAUUUUAUUCUAUCGUCUUUAGCUAAGUCUAAAAAUAUUAAAAUUGGUAAUGUUCGAGCUUAUCUUACUAGUUUAUUUGGGGCAGAAAAAAAAACAUUAGAAAAAGAUAAAGAAAUGGUAAAUAAAUAUCAACAAGAUACUGAAGUUAUCAAAAAUACAAUAGAAAAAUUAAAAAAUAGCGCUGUAGUUUUUCAAGGUUUGCGCUGCAGUGCCUGCAAUAAUCAACUUGAACUUCCUAGUGUACAUUUUAUGUGCCAACAUUCUUACCACCAACAUUGCUUCCAAGCAUUUUCAGAAAAUGAUGACGAAUGCCCAGCUUGCACUACUAACAAUAAACAAAUUAUGGAUAUAAUACGAACACAGAGUAUGAUCAAAGAUCACAAUGAGACAUUUCAUAGUCAGUUGGAAAGAGCUAAUGAUAGUUUUUCUCUCAUAUCAGAGUAUUUUGCACGGUGUCUAUUUGAUGAGCCUUUUGCUGUCGAAAAUCAACUAAUAAAAUCAAAUGAAUCAAGUAGAUCAAUUUUUGUACCCGAAAAAUUAAAUCCUAAAUUAGUUAAUACAAUAACGGAAGCAACUUCAAGAUCGAGUCCGAUUCUAGUUUCUUCAAAUACAAUAUUAGAACCAAAAAAUCCAUUUGAUGAGGAUGACGAUAAUAUUGAAUAUGAUGAUGAGAAAAAUCCAUUUAGUGAUGAUUAUGUAUUAGAUAAUAAAAAUCCUUUUGCAAAUGAUGUUUAGAUAGUGGUUAUAAUAUUCAACAUGAAAUAAAUAAAUAUUUUAUUAAUGUAUAGUAAAUUUAUAUAAAUGCAGUACUAUUAUUAUUA